AUGUUCUGGCUCAUAGGUUGUUUUGCUCUUGUGGUCCCUGCACUGGGGUGUGGGGUGCCUGCCAUUGAGCCCCAGAUAAGUGGAUUCAACAAGAUUGUAAAUGGGGAGACGGCUGUGUCUGGGUCCUGGCCCUGGCAGGUCUCAAUUCAGGAUACCAUGUUUAACCACUUCUGUGGGGGAUCCCUUGUAAACCAGUACUGGGUUGUGACUGCAGCUCACUGUCGUGUGUCCAAAAUAUCCCACCGCGUUGUUUUGGGAGAGCAUGAUUUCGAAUUCAACAGUGAGCAUAUUCAACGCAGGAUCAUUGCCAAGAUAUUCACACAUCCUAACUACAACCCCAGUACUUUUAAUAACGACAUUGCCCUUCUGAAGUUGUCCCACCCGGCGCAGAUGACCAACCGCGUGUCUCCCGUGUGCCUGGCCUCCUCCAUGGCCGUAAUCCACCCUGGGACUCAAUGUGUUACCACUGGGUGGGGAAAGACAGGGCAAACCUCGACCCCUCGUUAUCUCCAGCAGACGGCCCUGCCUGUGAUCAGCCCUGACAUGUGCAGGAGUUACUGGGGUUAUAACAGAAUCACUGAUGCUAUGAUCUGUGCUGGGGCUGCCGGAAUGUCUUCCUGCCAGGGUGACUCUGGUGGUCCUCUGGUGUGUUUAAGAGGUGGCUCGUGGGGCCUGGUGGGCAUCGUGUCUUGGGGCAGCUCCAGCUGUGACGUGCAUACUCCUGCCGUGUAUACAAAGGUGCCCCACCUGCGGGGAUGGAUCGACCAGACCAUCGGCUGGAACUGA
Messenger RNA from Menidia menidia (Atlantic silverside), 786 nucleotides. Lineage: Eukaryota; Metazoa; Chordata; Actinopteri; Atheriniformes; Atherinopsidae. The record is from the annotation of a GenBank genome assembly.